This is a messenger RNA of Prunus avium (sweet cherry), 2247 nucleotides long. NCBI's taxonomy places the organism in Eukaryota, Viridiplantae, Streptophyta, Magnoliopsida, Rosales, Rosaceae. The record is from RefSeq and is a predicted model, not a curated record.
AUGGCUCUUGUCUUCUUCCUCGUCCUCCUAUUUUCUUCCAUUAUAUCUCCAAAAGUUCAUGCAUGCAGCCAAACUGAACGCAGCUCUCUCCUGGCCACCUUCAUCCACACUCUCUCGUCUCCUCCAUUUAAUUGGAGUUCUUCCAUUAACUGCUGCCAUUGGAGCGGCAUCAGUUGUAAUCAGGAUGGUUGGGUCACCCAUUUGAUCCUGCCCUCCAAAGGGAUCAAGGGAGGUUUUAAGCUCGCAUCACUUGCAAAUCUCACUCAUCUUACCCACAUCAAUCUGUCUCACAACUCACUUUAUGGCUCACUUGUUCAAACUGAACUCUUCUUGUCCUUGAAAAGUCUUGAGGUCCUCGAUUUGAGCCACAACCUUCUUUCUGGAAAGCUACCAUCUUCUUUACCUUCCAGCAACAUCCUGACAGUGGAUUUGUCCAGCAAUCACCUGCAUGGUGCAAUUCCUCCUACAUUCUUCAAUGGAGCUUGGCAUUUGACUAGUUUCAAUGCUAGCAAUAAUGCCUUCUCAGGGUCUAUCCCAUCCUCUAUUUGUCUCCAACAUUCUUCUCCUUUAAUAAGGCAUUUGGAUGUUUCCUCCAAUAAUUUUAAUGGCAUCAUUUUGCCAGGAUUAGGGGACUGUUCUAACCUGCAGGUUUUUCGUGCUCAUCACAAUAAUAUCACAGGAUUACUUCCAGAAGAUAUCUACAAUGCUACCGAAGUUGAAGAAAUUGCAUUACAUUUCAACUCAUUAUAUGGAGCAAUAAGCGACAGAAUUGCCAACCUCACCAACUUGGCAAUCCUUGAUCUCUCCUUUAAUGAAUUGAGUGGUGUGCUCCCUCUCCAGUUCGGGAAGCUAUCCAAGUUGAGCCACGUAAUCCUUGAAUUCAAUAAUCUCCAAGGUUCUUUGCCCCCAUGUUUGAUGAACAGCACAAAUCUUAUAGAAGUACGUCUGGGAUCCAACAACUUGGGAGGGGAUAUCUCCGCUCUUAAUUUCUCCACACUCAGUCAAUUAAGAAAACUUGACCUAUUUAGGAAUAAUUUCAUUGGUAACUUGCCAACAAGCCUUUACUCAUGUCGGUCCCUACAAGCAAUUCGAUUAAGUUCCAAUAAUCUACAAGGACAGAUACAACCUGAGAUUCUUUCAUUGAAAUCCUUGUCUUUCCUCUCGCUUGCUAAAACCAGAUUGACCAAUUUAACUGGGGCAAUCAAGAUAUUAAUGCGUUGCAAAACUCUUCGAACGCUCUUCCUUUCAGGUUCCUUUAUCGGUGAGGGAAACCUAGAUGAUGAUGGCAUGGUUGAUCAUGAUGGGUUCCAAAAUCUUCGAGUUUUGGGUUUGAGUGGGUGUGAGAUCACCGGUCCAAUACCUAUAUGGUUAUUAAAGCUCAAGAAUCUCCAGAGCUUGACUUUGGACCAUAACAGAAUCACAGGGUCAAUUCCUAGUUGGUUGGGGACUCUUCCAAGACUCUUUCAUAUGAGAUUGCAUGACAACCUUAUUUCAGGUGAAUAUCCCAAGCAACUCUGCAGGCUAACAAGUUUGGUAUAUCAACUUCCUGAAUCUCAGGUAGACGACGAUCGUUAUGAAUUUGAAUUGCCUGUCAUCUCUGGAUCAAAAGAAAAUCCAUCUUUUUUACAGCGCGUAGUGUCUUUCCUUCCACCAAUGAUAGACGUAUCUAACAAUAACAUGAAUGGUAGUAUACCUACUGAGAUCGGCCAAUUGAUGCUUCUUCACACGUUGAAUCUUAGCGGCAACAACUUCUCUGGAAACAUUCCAACCCAAAUAUCCAACCAAAAAAACUUAGAAGCUUUGGAUCUGUCCAGGAAUGCUUUGUCUGGAAACAUCCCAUCCUCAUUGGCUAGCCUGCAUUUCUUGCAUGACCUUAAUGUCUCGUACAAUGAUCUCAGAGGACCAAUACCAACAAGCACUCAGCUCCAAAGCCUCAAUGCUUCUGCAUUUGAGGGGAAUCCGAAACUUUGUGGAGCCCCAGUUCCGAAUGAGUGCGGGCCGAUCAAGGGCAUUGAUGCAGCAGAUAAGAAGAACAACCACGAUGUGGACUGUGGUCACCAACUUCCAUGGUUUUAUAUUUCUGUUGUGCUAGGCUUCAUUGUAGGAUUUUGGGGAGUGUGUGGUUCUUUAAUUAUUAAGAGAACGUGGAGACAUGCAUAUUUUCGAUUCACAGACAAUCUACAAGAUAGGGUCUAUAUGAUGAUGACAGUGUCCAUGAACAGGAUGAAGCGAAAGCUCAGAGGCUAG